Aphanomyces invadans is the source of this 1770-nucleotide messenger RNA. RefSeq lists its product as hypothetical. The coding region runs from base 41 to 1606 and encodes 521 amino acids. The record is from RefSeq and is a predicted model, not a curated record. The transcript is spliced from 9 exons. Lineage: Eukaryota; Oomycota; Saprolegniomycetes; Saprolegniales; Verrucalvaceae. Gene Ontology annotation, cellular component: cytoplasm.
CGUUUUCGCGCACUCGGAAUUCUGCGCAUCGACGGUGUCGAUGGACCCGGCGACAAUGGAGCGAUACGCCGAUUGGCUGGAUGACUUGGAGAAGUCCGAUCCAAAAGCGUACGCUCAGUUCAUCCAUGACAUGCAGGAGAAGAUGCAUGGAAAUGGGGACUUUGGUGCAUCGGCACCGCCUGCCAUGAAUCCGCGGGUGCCUGAUCAGCUCAAGUUUCCCGGAAACAAAGUCAUGGAGCGAGAUGGGAUACAGGAGCAGAAAGAGGGUAUGUAUGUCGACGUAACGCCGGGCUUUGUCAUGAAGACGACAGAACUGCAGUCCAAGACAAAGUUGUUUGUCAACAUUUGCUCAUCCGAGCACAUUCAGAUCUUCUCCAAGAAGAAGAAGCUCAAUGAACAAGGCGAAGAGCAAGAAGGGAUUCACGUCCCUUUGAGCUUGGGGCCUCCCCACGAAGUCGUUGAUCAUGCACAAAAGACUUGUUUGGCAAUCGAUGUCGCCGUGAACCCAGGGGUCUUGGACGACUGCAAGAGCGACCCGACCUUUCGCCACUUUGUAUGCGAAUUGGCGCUGCAAUACCUGGCCGAAAAGUACAAGUUUGCGUGCGACCCCCAGUAUAAACUUCCAAAACUCGCGUAUCGUGGCACGCUUCCGCCUCCGCGCCAUUACAUUCGCAAGACACAAACGCCAGUCAUCCAAGAAGUAGAUGUCCCUGCGAAGCCAAAGACUCCAACUCUGCCGAAAGAACUUCAGACGCCGUCGUUACGCUUGUUUGAACGCGUGUGUUCCUCGAAUGAGCGAGUAGAUUGCACCGUCGCUCCUGCAUGUGAAGGUGGUCCACUUGCCACUGUCGAACGCCUUGCUGCCUCACCCACCGCGUUGGUGGCCGUGAUCGAGUUCUCUGAUGACUCCGCUCUCGAACUUGACGCCAUCGAUAUCCAAUUGAACGCAGAGUGCAUGGUUAUUGCUACGACCGGCUACCACGACGUCGUGCGAUUUUUGCCAUAUCCCGUCCAAGUGGACGCUGCCAAAGCUACUCUGAUUGGAUCUGUCGUAACUCUUGACCUGCCAGUGGACAAAUCGUGGGUCCCUGCCACAGACCGGGCUGACACCGGAUCUGCACCAUGGCUGUUGGCCCAAGCUCUUGCCCAGGAUUCGCCCGCGGUACCUCCAAAACCCGCAGAGAGAUUUCACUUGGGCGAGUUCACGACGUCUCCAUCGGCAGAUGCUCUUCCUGUCAAAGAAGACGAAAUCUUGCCGGAAGAUCGAUUCCACCAACGCGACAUGAUGUCAAUGCAUAUCUUGGAUCAACGCCGCCGCGAGAAGGAUCAAAAGGCUGAGAAGGCCGCGAGAGAACACGCCAAGCGCAAGGCCGAAGUACAGCAAAAGAAAGAAGCGGCCAACGCAGCAGGCAAGACGUGGGCCGAAAUGUACCCGAACGAACCGGAAACGUCCUUUAUCGAUCUGAAUGAUCUCCUCAACGACAAGCCAGUCGACCCCCCGAUGGUCACGUCCGCGACAGCUGAAAAGGUGGCGAGUCAGUGGAAACAGCAGGCGGACGGGGUCACGCAGCUCAAGAGUUCCCUAGCAUUUGAAUUGCUCGACUAAUACACAGCUCCUCCUGUGGAAUAGGUUGGUAUGAAACAGCACGUGGCGUCACAAUGUAUACUAAACGAAUCACCCAAGGUACCAUCGCAAUGCGUCAUGCAGAUCAAUGGUAGAAGAAGGCGUAGCGACGCGAUUCCCCAUGCGCUUCGUAGCAUGCGAUUGCC